GUUGUCAUUGUUUCAACUGCUGAGUGACCCUUUCAAAGAGCAUUUUUGUUUUCAUACACUUUUACGCUAUAGACAAGUGUGACUUUGUGGCUGUGGUAACAAGUGCAAACCCAAGAUUCUUCACCCACAUCCUGGUUAGUCCUGCUGCGCAAGUUAUUUAUUUUUUAACAAGAUUGCGCAAGUAUGAAUAUGACCUACUUUACAUUCUUAAGAUCGGUAAUGUGAUCACUACGGAUUUUUGUUUUGUUUUUAAGAACGACAAAUGUUUACUGCUGCACAGGGAACAAUGCAUACUACUGGUAGAACUGCACUGUGAGCGGCCCUCAGGAACCAGAGGAUCAGGUCUGACCACCCAGGCCCAGGGAGGGUGCAGGGUCCUGGGUGUAGGGUGCCCAGGCCACUGGGCCUAUGGAGCAGAUCCACUGGGUGAGACACCGCUGGCAGCAGCUGGUGGCCGCAGAGUCAGGUCGAGGCAGGUACUCGGCCCCUGACGCCGUGCCCACCAAGAGUUCCCCGAAGCUCCACAACGCACAGCGGCUCACUGGCAAACGGAGGACGGUCAUCGCCCGGCACGGACCCCACCAGCAUGAGUACGACAGCAUCUCCAAGGGAUGCCAGGGCAACGGCAUCCGCACCACCAAGUACAGCCUUCUGAGCUUCAUUCCCAUGAACCUGUUCCAGCAGUUCCACAGGGUGGCCAACCUAUAUUUCCUGUUCCUGGUGAUGCUGAACUGGGUCCCGGUGGUGGAGGCCUUUCAGAAGGAGAUCACCAUGAUUCCCCUGGUAGUGGUGCUCAUCGUCAUCGCCAUCAAGGAUGCCCUGGAGGACUACCGCCGCUACCGUUUUGACCAGAAGGUCAACAACAACGUAGCCACAGUAUACAGCGGGAAACAGCAAACGUAUGUGGACCAGCGUUGGCAGGACGUCCGCGUGGGGGACUUUGUCCGUCUGUCCUGUAACGAGAUCAUCCCUGCAGACAUGCUGCUGUUGUACUCCUCUGACCUCCACGGCGUCUGCUACAUCGAGACGGCCAACCUGGACGGGGAGACCAACCUCAAACAGAGACAGGUGGUCAGAGAUCUGCCACAAGGUUCCGAGUUGACUCCAGAGAACUUCCACAGCCGCAUUGAAUGCGAGAACCCCAACAACGACCUCAGCCGGUUCCGAGGUUACAUGGAGCACCCCAGUAAUGCUCGUGUGGGCUUACACAACGACAACCUCCUCCUGCGAAGCUGCACCAUCCGCAACACAGAGACCAUCAUAGGCAUCGUGGUCUAUGCAGGUCACGAGACCAAAGCCAUGAAGAACAACAGUGGACCGCGGUAUAAACGCAGUAAACUGGAGCGCAGGAUGAACAUGGACAUACUGUGGAGCGUUGUCCUGCUGGUCAUCAUGUGUCUGACCGCAGCUAUAGGCCAUGGUCUCUGGCUCAGGAACCUGGAAGAAGCUUCCUUUCUGAUCCCUGACACCACAUCUCCUGCCCUGGCUGGCUUCUACCUGUUCUGGACCAUGAUCAUAGUACUACAGGUGCUCAUCCCUGUCUCCCUGUACGUGUCCAUCGAGAUUGUCAAACUGGGUCAAAUCUUCUUCAUCCAGAACGACAUGGACUUCUACAAUGAGUACCUGGACUCCAGGAUCCAGUGUCGAGCCCUGAACAUCACAGAGGACCUGGGUCAGAUCCAGUAUGUGUUCUCAGACAAGACUGGCACACUGACGGAGAACAAGAUGGUGUUCCGGCGUUGCACCAUUGCUGGGGUGGAGUACCCCCACGAGGAAAAUGCGCGGAGGCUUGAAGUGUACAAGCAGGAGGAGGACGAGGCGAUGGGCCGCUCCCACACGCUCAAGUCACGUGCCAGCGCCAAGUCCCUGAGCUGCAAGUCGCUCAGCUGCAACCGCAGCUCCGUGUCCCUGCACACACUGACAGGCCACUCCGAAGGGGAGGGGGAGGAGACCCCCAGCCCCACCCUGCCCCGACAUAGCGCCUUCAGCAGCCCUAUGGAGAAGGAUGUAGUCCCGGACCCUCUCCUGGUGCAGAAGCUGAACUGUCUGUCCUCUCCGCUCUUCCUUUUGACGGACGCCAGUAUGGAGCUCACCUACAUCGUGGACUUCUUCAUGGCUCUGGCCAUCUGCAACACGGUGGUGGUGUCCUCACCCAACCAACCCCGCCAUGUGGUCCAGGUGCCUGAGGUCUCCCGUACCCCCCUUAAAUCCCUGGAGGACAUCAAGAUGCUGUUCCAGCGUUUCAGCCUCCCCCGCUUCUCCACAUUCUCUCCUCCACACACUACAGAGAGUACUCGCAGCUUCACCAGCAGGCUCUUCGCCAGGGGCAAGCCAGCCUCCUUCACCCCCAGCCCUUCCCCUAUCCCCACCAAGAGGGGUACAGAUCCAGAUGGGGAGCCUAACUUUGAGGCCUCCAUCCUGAUGAUCAAACCAGGGCUGGCUGGACCCCCUGGAGAGGAUGGGGACCAAGGGGAUGAGGAGAGAGAACAUGGCUCUUGGAAAGGCGAAGAGGACAAGAUUGUACAACUCAACCCAGGGGCCUGGAGCGGGCUGGAGAACUCUAACGGAGCCCAAGACCCUCCCGGUGAAUUUGGGGCAGACGAACUGAUCUAUGAGGCGGAGAGCCCAGACGAGGCGGCUCUGGUCCACGCGGCAAGGGCCUACCACUGCAUCCUGCGGGGACACUCGCUGGAGCGCCUUCUGGUGGAGCUGCCGGGGAUGGGCAGCCUGGCCGUGCGCCUGCUCCACAUCCUGCCAUUCGACUCCACCCGCAAGAGGAUGUCUGUGGUGGUCCGCCACCCACUCACCAAGCAGGUGGUGGUCUACACCAAGGGAGCCGACUCAGUCAUCAUGGACCUGGCAGAGUCACCUAAAGGUGCUGAGCAGUCAGAGAGCAGGCAGGGUCACAUCAGAGAACAAACCCAGAAACACCUAGACAACUACGCCAGGGAAGGCCUUCGCACCCUCUGCAUCGCUAAAAGGGUUUUGGAGGAGGAGGAGUAUGAGGUUUGGUUGAAGCGUCAUGCGUUUGCGGAGACCAGUAUAGAGAACAGAGAGGAGCUUCUACUGGAGUCUGCACAAAGACUGGAGACCAACCUGACUCUACUGGGGGCAACAGGGAUAGUGGAUAGACUCCAGGAAGAGGUCCCAGAGACCAUCGAGGCACUACAGAGAGCAGGGGUCAAAGUAUGGGUCCUCACUGGGGACAAACAAGAGACUGCCAUAAACAUUGCCUGUGCCUGCAAACUACUCAGGUCCACAGAUCAACUGCUGACAGCUAAUUGUGGUAGCAAGGAGGCGUGCAAGGCCUUGUUGUUGGAGCUGCGGGCGGAGAUGGAGUGCGGAGAGGCAGCUGAGGGCACGUCGGGCUUCACCCUGGUUGUAGACGGGCGCACGCUGGAGUUUGCCCUGCAGGAGGACCUGAAAGGGGACUUCCUGGAGCUGAGCCGGUGCUGCAGGGCCGUGAUCUGCUGUCGCUCCACCCCCCUGCAGAAGAGCCAGGUGGUACGGCUGGUACAGGACCAGCUCCGAGUCAUGACCCUCGCCAUAGGUGAUGGAGCCAAUGAUGUCAGUAUGAUCCAGGUAGCAGAUGUUGGCAUUGGGAUAUCUGGCCAGGAGGGCAUGCAGGCUGUGAUGUCCAGUGACUUUGCCAUCUCCAGGUUUAAACACCUCCGCAAGCUGCUGUUGGUCCAUGGACACUGGUGCUACACACGCCUGGCAAACAUGAUUCUCUACUUCUUCUACAAGAAUGUGAUGUAUGUAAACCUGCUGUUCUGGUACCAGUUCUUCUGUGGAUUCUCGGGGAGUGUUAUGACCAACUCCUGGGUGCUCAUCUUCUUCAACCUCCUCUUCACCUCCGUCCCUCCCCUUCUCUACGGGAUCCUGGACAAAGACGUGUCUGCAGACACCCUCAUUAAGUUACCGGAGCUCUACAAAUCUGGACAGAAUUCCAAGGCCUACCUCACUUCUACCUUCUGGCUGACAAUGCUGGACGCUAUUUACCAAAGCCUUGUCUGUUUCUUUGUUCCUUACUUUGCAUACGCAGGGUCGGAUGCAGACAUGCUCUCCUUUGGUUCUCCUAUUAAUGCCUCGUCCCUCCUCAUUAUCCUACUGCACCAGGUCAUCGAGAGCCGCACACUGACAUGGCUACAUGCAUUAUUGCUGAUGGGUAGUGCUCUCUUCUACUUCUCUUUCACCCUGGUCUUCAGUGUGGUGUGUGUGACGUGUAGCCCCCCCAACAAUCCCCUUGGUGUGGACAAGCUACAGAUGUCCCAACCACUCUUCUACGGAGUGUGUGCCCUCACCACAAUGCUGGCACUGCUACCAAGAUUCCUGUUCCAGGCCCUGCACAACAGCAUCUGCCCCUCUGACACAGUGAAGGCUGCUCUGAUGGACCAGCUCAAUCCAGAUGACUACUGUAGAAGGAUGCAGCGCUGGAACCAGACCCAGGCCCAGAGUAAAACCAGGGGUCUCGUCAUCAACGUGGAAGACUCAGACAUCAAGGUCCCUGACCCUGACUUCAGACUCCCUUCAGAGCUGAAGGAAGGCAGUGCUGCCACUGGCUCUUUGCUCUCCUGACCUCACAGAGGCUACAGGGGGUGGCUACCACAGGAGGCUGCUGAGGGGAGGACGGCUCAUAAUAAUGGCUGGAAUGGAGUGAAUGGAAUGGGAUCAACCACAUGGAAAACAUGUUUGAUAUGUUCGAUACCAUGCAUUAAUUAAGUUCCAAACAUUACUAUGAGCAUGUCUUACCCAAUUAAGGUACCACGGGCAACCUAUGGUGGCUACAGGGGGAGGCUGCAGGGUUCAACCCUACACCCUUCAAAACUAGCUGUCUUGCAUGGGUUGCUCACUGAUGAUGAUGGUUAAGAACACCAUGCUGUCUAUCCAUGGGAAAGAGAUGGAUAUGUUUCUUGCAUGUGCCUAGAGUUGCAUUAACAUGGAGUCAUGGAUGUAUAGCCUCUCCUGGUACUUGAGAAAAGAUUGGUGAUGUGGACUUUUUGUAUUUAUUUUUUUCUUAUGUAACCUUUAUUUAACUAGGCAAGUCAGUUAAGAACAAAUUCUUAUUUACAAUGACGGCCUACAGGUGAAUAUACUGAAUCCACACAAGUGCGUCGAGGGUAAAGACACAUUAGACAUUCAUAAAUGUGUCUCUGCGCUACGCUAGUACUUUGACACAAUCAGGUGUGAGGCAUAGUGCACCACACCCAAACAUUCCACUAGGCAUGGUCCAUUCUGGCCCUCUUCAAAGUACACUGAGCAUGUAGGGAACAGAAUGCUAGUAGUUAUCAUAGGGUUAGUCCCCAGUAACUAAUUACUCUCAGAAGAUUGCUUAUAGAUUAGAUAGAUUUAGCGACUGUUUAACUCAUCCUGUCACCAAGUUAUGAAUGGGAGCUGUGAAACAAUCGCUAUGUGACGUGAUAUCAGAAGGUUGACAAGCUUUUUUCAUGAAAACAUGUGUACUGUACUACACUAGUUACAUUCCUCUACUGAAUCAUGUUACGCAAUUCCAGGUAACGUGAAAGAAUAUUUGAAUGUUAUUUUUUCUGUCAUUUACACUGCUUGGUUGAGAAUGGUGAAACGAUAUGCUGGAGUAUGUGCAAUGUUUGGAAUGUGUUUACAAUCCUUGAGCUGCGUACACUUCUUUGUUAAGUUAGCAUCAAGCUAUGACUCGUUUUGUGUUUACGCACAUCUCUUUGUUGUUGGUGUAUCUUAAACAGACACACCAAAAUGAAAUUGUGAGCAACGCAUAUUAUUGCAUAUGAACCGUGGAGACGGGGAGGUCACAUAAAGUACCAAAGGCAUAAUACCCAUAAAAUGGUUCCAAUCGUUUUUCCGCCCUUCAUUUUUCUCAUAGGAGACUUUAGAAACACUUAAAAUAAGAGCUGUGUUUCGUGUAGCCCUACCCUGGUGUGACGUUUUGAUAACCGUGUAAAUCUCUCUAGGACAACAAGUGACUUAUCAAUAUAUUCGCAUGUAUUUACUCCCCAAAAAUGAAAUGCUAAUUAGUUGCUAAUGUGGCUAUCAUAUAGAACUACAAAUGCCAUGAUGAUCUGGAUUAACUAUCUGCUAAAUUUAGUAUUGAAUAAAUUGGUUACAUUUCUUUGAAUUUACAAUUCUGUGAACUGUCGUGUGCCAGUUUUAAAUUGACACAAUACCUGUUAGCAAAGGUGUCAGCGAGAGAUGACGUGCAGGAGCUUGCAGGGAUUUGUAGUUUUGCAUAAUGUAUACUUUGAUGCUAAUUAGCAUUUUUGAAUCUGAGAGUAAAUAGAGAUGAAUAUAUUGAUAAAAGUCACCUUGUUGGAGAGAUUUACAUGGUUAUCAAAACGUCACCCCUAGGUAAGCUUAAACAAAACACAAUCCUUAUUUUAAGCUUUUCUAAAAUUCCCUAUGGGAAAAAUUAAUGGUGGAAAAACUUUUCACCGCUAGGUUUUAUGGGUAUUAUGACACCCCAAUGCAGGGCUCUAUAGUUGGGCAAAAUCCGAAUGCUGUACAGUGGCCUUACCCUCCUAACCACUGAUCUCUGUGGCUUGGGUAGGUGAUAACAGUAUGUAAAUGUAUGAAUCACACUUGAAUCUAUUUUGACAGGAGUUUACAUGGAUUUGGCAUGGACCUGACAUUUCCCACCACUAUUACCUACCAACCGCACUUAGCUGUAGUCACGUUCGGUAAAGGAGCCUUGAAGUCCAUUUAAACAUGGGAUGUAUUGAUUUAUUUCACCUUUAUUUUCUCAUUGAGGUACAAUCUCUUUUUCAAGAGAGACCUGGCCAAAGGGCAGCACACGUUUAGUUAGAAGACAAGGACCAAAAUGCAAUGUAAAUUUACACACUGGAAGUUGAAAAUGUAAUGUGGCAAGAUGAUAGAGAUCCUGGGGCUUCUAAAGCAAGACAACCAAAAGUGCAACUUAAUAGGUGUAAGUACAGGAAGAGGGUUCAGAUAUGGCCCUUCUGUAUGUGAAGUAGGCUUUACAAAUGUUCUCUUGAGUUUGCCUGGACAAUGCCAUUGCCAUUUAUAUCUGCUUCUGAGAAGUGACCUCUAUGCAACAGCCUCUACCACAUGCAAAUCUUCUUUAGAUUGAUUAAUCCUCAGUAUUGUAUGUGGUUAAAUUAGACUCAUAUUUUUUAAAUAGUUUUUUACAGUAAAAUCCUGCUUGUCAAAUCCACGCAACAUGGAAAAGGCAGCUGAUUUGACCUAUAGUGAAAUUGUAAAAGCAAUGAUUAUAAAUUAGUUGUGAACUUGUUUUUAAUAAAAUCAUUGUUUUAUAUCAACUUA
This is a messenger RNA of Salvelinus fontinalis (brook trout), 7272 nucleotides long. RefSeq names its product phospholipid-transporting ATPase VD-like. The record is from RefSeq and is a predicted model, not a curated record. Gene Ontology annotation, molecular function: magnesium ion binding; ATP hydrolysis activity; ATPase-coupled intramembrane lipid carrier activity. The coding region runs from base 409 to 4578 and encodes 1389 amino acids. Gene Ontology annotation, biological process: phospholipid translocation. The transcript is spliced from 21 exons. NCBI's taxonomy places the organism in Eukaryota, Metazoa, Chordata, Actinopteri, Salmoniformes, Salmonidae. Gene Ontology annotation, cellular component: plasma membrane.